Paramuricea clavata is the source of this 1355-nucleotide messenger RNA. The record is from the annotation of a GenBank genome assembly. Lineage: Eukaryota; Metazoa; Cnidaria; Anthozoa; Malacalcyonacea; Plexauridae.
CAGAGUUUUACAAGAUACAUGGAUUUCCACAAUGCCUCGGCGCUGUUGAUGGUACUCACGUUCCAAUUAAAAGACCACAAGAAAAUUCAACUGAUUUUAUAAACAGAAAAGGUAGACACUCGAUCAAUGUCCAAGCAUGUGCCGACUAUAAAUACUGUUUUCUCGAUGUAGUGAUCAAAUGGCCGGGGAGCGUUCAUGAUGCUCGCAUAUUUGCAAACUCAAGCCUAAACCAAAAACUGCGAGAUGGCACAAUUCCCUCUUGUCCCAGAGUAGUUGUUGAGAAUGAAGAUCCUGUGCCCAUCUGUAUAUUAGGUGACCCUGCCUACCCCCUCUUGCCUUUUCUAAUGAAAGAGUUUGCUGAAGGGGGGAAAGAUGCUCAGGAACAAUUUUUUGGAUACAGACUUUCUUCUGCUAGGAUGGUCAUAGAGUGUGCCUUUGGGAGAUUGAAAGCUCGCUUUGGUUGCCUGAGAAGAGAGAUGGACAUUAAUAUUGAUGACCUCCCUGCUGUAAUUCACACCUGUUUCAUUUUACAUAAUUUCUGUGAAAUGAAUAAUGAAAUUGUAAGUAAACAGAUGGUUGAACAGGCAGUGCAGUAUGAUGUUGAGUUCCAAAGGCAAAGGCAACCUGGUCCAAAUCUGCCCACCAAUGAAACCGCUGGAAAGAGAAUUCGUAGAAUUUAUGUCAAAUACUUUGAAUAAGUAUAAAAUAUGGUACUCUAUAUAUUGUAUGUUGUGUUUACAUUUACGCUCAAUCACUCAUAUUGCUAAAUACACUGUUCCUUACAGUUACAGGUGUUAAGAAUAGUGUUUUACUUGGAUGUUUCUAAUUGUCACAAGAGGAUUUUAUUCCUCACUGCUUGAGUUAUUGCUUCCAUGCAUGAAUUAUACUGUAUAUAUUAUCAUAGCUAGCAAGUUUUCAAUUGAUUGGGUUUUUCCACACAACAUCAGGGUUGAAAUUAUAGUUCAAGUUACAUUUAAACUUAACAGGAUAUGACUGGAUGUAAAUAAGAUUUAAAAUUUUCAUCAUACAUUUGUAUACUGUAUGUAUAUGCAGAAAAGCCCUACAUAAAGAACAGUGCAUGGUAUUACAUAGGACUGUUCAGUAUACCGAAAAUAUUGGUAUUAAAUCAAUAUCGGUAUAUCGAUAUCGGAUAUUCAACCAUACCGAUAUACCAAAAUUUCCGACAUACCAGAAUUUUUCGGUAUACCGUGUUCAAUUUACCAACUACUGUACAUGGCAAAACCAUAACCUUUAUUUUAAUACUGAAUGGCAAUUCAAAGAACUUUCUACGUACUGCAAUGAUUUAGGAUUUCCACUUCAGUGAGAUUUUACACUGAGUAUGUGUCGUUCUAAAC